Molecule: messenger RNA, 1150 nt
Organism: Alexandromys fortis (reed vole)
Lineage: Eukaryota; Metazoa; Chordata; Mammalia; Rodentia; Cricetidae
Exons: 8
Coding region: 77-1051 (324 amino acids)
Source: RefSeq, a predicted model, not a curated record
CAUUAUUCAAAGUUAACAUUUCACUGCUCGUAGACCUGCAGGCUGUCAGCUCACCUCUCUCUAGGCUUACCAUUUUAUGUUCCUGGGAUCUUCCUACAAGAUGAGCACCUCCAAAUCCAAGGCCCACUUCUCAACCCAGACCCUACCAAAGGCAGCCAUCACCAUCAAUUUCUUCUUCUCUGAGUCAUUCCUGAACAAGCACUUCCAGGAGGUGGAGUUGAGCCAAGGAGAGCCUCAGCCUGGAGACCUCUACCUGUUCAAGUUGUUGAGUUCUAGUCUACAGUGCUGUGGGACCCACGUGGGUGUUUACUGUGGCAAAGGAGAGAUCAUACACUUUGAGGGAGUAACCACCAAGAAUGGUGUAGGUGGCACACUACAAUCGCUUCUGGAGUACAACGAAGGUAAAGUGUUCAAAGAGGGCCUCCGUCAAAUGCAGAGAGAAAGAAAGCUCUCUCGUGUGCUUCGCAGACGCGGUGGCAUUAACCAUAAGGACCUGGAGCUCCGUGUGCGAAAAGCUAUGGACAACGAUCCUCCUGAGUACAAUGCUAUCAGCAGCAACUGCGCGCACUUUGCCCUGAACCUGCUGGGCAUGGAUUCAACCCUUCUAGGGGAAUGCUGCAUCUUUAAGUUCUGCUCCAAGGAGUCCAUGAGCAAGCCCUUCCAGGAGGUGAAGUUAGACCAAGGCAACACUCUCCCUGGUGAUGUCCUCCUGUUCAAGAAGCCAUCUUCUAUGGCACAGUCCUCCAAAGUCCACAUGGGUGUUGACUGCGGCAACGGAGAGAUCAUACACUUUGAUGGCAAGACCUCCAGCAGGGGCAGAGGACAAAGGCUUUGGGAUAACUGUGAAGGUGUGGUGUGCAAAGAGAACCUCGAUGCCUUGAGGAGCUCUGGACGUCUUGUGCACGUACUUCGCCAACGCAGUGGCAUUAAAACGGAAGAACUGGAGAGCAGGGUGCAAACAGCUAUGACCAGCAUUCCUCCUCCCUACAAUGAUAUCAGCAGCAACUCUGUGCACUUUGCCUUGAAGCUGCUGGGCACGAACACAAAUUAAAUGGACUGGACUCAACCAUGGAUUCAUGUGACCUUGGGCCCUACUGAGUGGGCCAGAAGAGGCUUCAUAAAGAAUCAUUAAAAUAUCUUCUAAAAUCUA